GAGGGUUGGGGUUGGACGAGAGAGAGAGAGAGAGAGAGAGCAGAGAGCAGAGAUUGAAGGUGAAGACUCUCUUCUCUCCUCCUUCACUCUCUUCAAAAUUCCCGAUGCUUUCUCUCUCCUAACUCCUAAAACCAACAACAAACAAUGUCCUCUUGGCUUUCAAUCUCUCUCCCAAACCCCUUCCGUUCCGACGAAGAUCAAGCUCCGUCUCCCGAUCACUCCCCCACCGCCGGCCUCCGAGACGACCUCUCCGUCCUCGGCGCCACCAUCGGCCGCCAACUACGCGGCGUCGCCGCCUUUCUCGCCCCGCCACCAACUGCUGUAAUCUCCGAGUCCUCUUCCUCCGCCGCCGUCGCCGAGGCCUCGUCGGAUACACUCCUCGGCAUAAAAAACGAUCUAGUCGAGAUCAGCGGUAGCUUCAAGUCCUCCCUCUCCCUCCUAUCCACUAAUAAAGCGGUUUCCGAGAUAUCUCGCUUGGCCUCCAACUUGUGGCAGUUUGAGAGCCGAGGCAAUGAUGUUGAAGGAGACGAGGACGGUGGCGCCGACUAUGAGGUGGCAGGGAUUACGGGGGAAGUUCUCGACUUUGUUCACGAGAUUUCGUUUCGGCCGGAGUUGUGGACCGAUUUUCCACUCUCACUGGAAAAUGGUUUUGAAAUGUCUGAUGCACAGAAAGUGCAUGCUUCAACUGCUGAACAUCUGGUCCCAAGUCUUGAAGCUUUGAGGCAUAAAAUUUGCAGUUUCUUGAGUGAAAAAAACUUUUGGAUGAUAUAUUUUGUUUUGCUGCUCCCAGGACUGCAAGAACAUGAUGCCAAGAUUCUAUCAACUCCCAAGAUUGUUGAAGUGAGAGAGAUCUUGUUGCAGAAGUUGCAAAACAAGAGGAAUGCAUCAGUGGAGACUUCUGAAAACUCACAUGCCGUUAACUUGUCCGCCAAUAAUGUGGAAGUAAGCGACUCAUCUCAAGGAAAAGUUCUGGCAGCAUCUGUAAAUGCAGAACAAAGGGUGAAAAGUGACCAGGAGAAAACUGAGCAGUCACCAGAAGAGGAAGAUGAUGGAUGCGCCUCCUCUAUAGAGGUCCAGAAACCGCCUGAAAGUGGUGAGGAUGUCUCAUUCAGCCACCUGGAGGACGACGACUACGAUCUUUUUGGCGGAUUAUCAAGGCUUAAACCCGUUUCACCCACUGGAUCAAAUGAAUGGGUUCGACUCCAAGCUAGUUCCGGAACUCAGGGUGCUGAGCAGAAGGCAGGAUCAACUCCUCAAGAAAAGGACUCAGAAGGAGAAGAUUCAUUUGAUUGGCUCACUAUUGACGAAGUCGAUUUGACCAUCUGGUAGCUGUUUGAAUUAAGUGUCGACCUCCAAUUAUGCUUUUCCUGAAAAUUCCAUGUUUCCAACCCUCUCUGCAAAUAAGCUCUGCUGAAAUAAUUAGGAUGAAUAUGCUUCAAAACUACCUUUUCAUGUCGGAUUAGGUGUGUCAAUAUCUUUUUUUUUUUUUUUGGUUUUAUUGUUCUUAGUUUCGGGGUUUGUACAUUCAAUUCCCAAUGUUCAUAAAGCGCUGAAGUUGUUUCAGAUUGUAACUUCAAGCACUUUCUUUCCUUUUGUCUUCUCAGUUACUAAGGUAUAUUUUUUUAAGCAUGAA
Messenger RNA from Diospyros lotus (date-plum), 1633 nucleotides. RefSeq lists its product as uncharacterized. The record is from RefSeq and is a predicted model, not a curated record. The transcript is spliced from 3 exons. The coding region runs from base 145 to 1329 and encodes 394 amino acids. Lineage: Eukaryota; Viridiplantae; Streptophyta; Magnoliopsida; Ericales; Ebenaceae.